AUGAGUUUUUUCGGAUUUGGACAGACAGCGGAUAUCGAAAUCGUGUUCGAUGAUGCUGACAAACGCAAAGUUGCGGAGGUAAAGACAGAUGAUGGAAAAAAGGAAAAAUUACUAUUGUAUUACGAUGGUGAAACUGUAUCUGGCCGUGUAAAUGUAACACUGAGAAAACCAGGCUCGAAACUAGAGCACCAAGGCAUUAAAGUAGAACUCAUUGGUCAGAUAGAACUAUUUUAUGACAGAGGUAAUCAUCAUGAAUUUAUUUCCUUGGUAAAGGAGCUCGCCCGGCCUGGCGACCUAUUACAGCAUACAUUGUAUCCAUUUGAGUUUGCAAAUGUUGAAAAACCAUAUGAAGUUUAUACUGGUGCUAACGUAAGAUUACGAUAUUUCCUGCGGGCUACGAUUGUUCGACGUUUAACAGAUAUUGUUAAAGAGGUUGAUAUCGCUGUGCACACGUUAUGUAGCUAUCCGGAUGUGUUAAAUUCCAUUAAAAUGGAAGUGGGCAUUGAAGACUGUCUUCACAUUGAGUUCGAGUAUAAUAAAUCAAAAUAUCAUUUAAAAGAUGUUAUUGUUGGUAAAAUAUACUUCCUCCUUGUCAGAAUAAAAAUAAAACACAUGGAAAUAUCAAUUAUCAAACGAGAAACCACUGGUUCAGGCCCUCACACAUUUACAGAAAAUGAAACUGUUGCAAAGUAUGAAAUUAUGGAUGGGGCACCAGUUCGAGGUGAAAGUAUUCCGAUACGUGUUUUCUUAGCUGGCUAUGAUUUAACUCCUACAAUGAGGGACAUUAACAACAAGUUUUCUGUAAGGUAUUAUCUUAAUCUUGUGUUGAUGGAUACUGAAGAUCGUCGUUACUUCAAGCAGCAAGAAGUAACUUUAUGGAGGAAGAGUGAUAAAUCACGUUUACCACUUCAUAAUCCACACCAUCCACAAAACCUUGCAACUCCAACACCUCAAAGACAGUUAAGUGCCUCUAGUGAGGAGAAUUUUAUAAGAACAGCAUCUCCAAAUGCACCAGAAAACUUACAAAGGUCAGUCUCCCCAGCAUUGCCGGCAGAGAAGCAAAAUGGCCCUGCACAAAUGGAACAAGAAGAACCUGAUGUCUUACCUGAGAAAAUGUCCAACACACAUAUUGAAGUAACAUCGGAUGUUACUGAAAAUACUGAAAUCCCUCCAACAACACUACCAGAAAAUAACAUUGAUAAGUCCCCAGUUUCUGAAAAUUGUGUAAAAAUAGCUGAAGUGGAAAAACCACAGAUAAGUGAAAAACCCCAAGUCAAAAAAGUAAAACCACAAGCUGAAAAAGUAAUGGUGGCUGAAAAGGUAAUGGUGGCCGAAAAACCCCUUCUUGCUGAAAAGCCUCAACUUGCUGAAAAACCAAGGCUAGUGGAAAGUGAAGCUAGCCCAAGUCAAUAG
Messenger RNA from Pieris macdunnoughi, 1413 nucleotides. The record is from the annotation of a GenBank genome assembly. NCBI's taxonomy places the organism in Eukaryota, Metazoa, Arthropoda, Insecta, Lepidoptera, Pieridae.